Molecule: messenger RNA, 713 nt
Organism: Ipomoea triloba (trilobed morning glory)
Lineage: Eukaryota; Viridiplantae; Streptophyta; Magnoliopsida; Solanales; Convolvulaceae
Product: VQ motif-containing protein 25-like
Exons: 1
Coding region: 108-578 (156 amino acids)
Cellular component (GO): nucleus
Source: RefSeq, a predicted model, not a curated record
UAUCUCCCUCCUCUCAUACAAACAAAAACACCAACCCCUAUCAACACUCGAAAGAACACAGAUUCCUUUGACAGAAGAAUUCUGAACAACGUAGGAGGGAGGAUAAGAUGAUGAUGAUGAAGAAACAUCCCUCUUGUAGUGUUCCAAACACAACCCCUUCAUCAUCACUAGGUUUAAACAAAGAUUCCCAAACAAUAUCCAAACUGAAGCCCCCCAAGAUCCGGAUAAUUCACAUUUUCGCCCCGGAGAUCAUCAAGACGGACGUGGAGAACUUCCGGGAGAUGGUGCAAAGGCUCACCGGAAAGCCGCCGGAGAAGCAAAGCGGCAAGAAAAGAGCGAGGAAGGUCGCGGAGUCGAUAAUUCCGGCCAAGAAAAUGGAGGUAAGAGCUGGGCUCCAACCCGCAAGUUUGAGAGAAAAGAUUGAAGAUGAGAUUUGGUGCGGUGGGAACUCCGGCGGCGGUUUCUUGGGCGGUUUGCCGGAGUUUGACGGUUUCAUGGAAGAGCUUAACUGUAUUCCGUUCCCAAUACUCCCUUUGGAUGUUCCGGUCUACAAUCCGGCCGACAACAUCGCCACCUGAUUCUAAACUUUGGGUCGGUGCAUUAAGAUCAUCAUGGCCGUUCAUUAAUUAUUAUGAUUCUGUAGUAGUUAGUUACGUUGUUUUUUUCAAAAACGUAUUUAGGGAUUAAUUUAUUUAUUUAAUAUUCUGUCUUAA